Molecule: messenger RNA, 2161 nt
Organism: Populus trichocarpa (black cottonwood)
Lineage: Eukaryota; Viridiplantae; Streptophyta; Magnoliopsida; Malpighiales; Salicaceae
Exons: 11
Coding region: 328-1662 (444 amino acids)
Source: RefSeq, a predicted model, not a curated record
GUCGCUUGUUAAUUAGCCACCCUGAAAAUGUGGCGGCAAAACUCUUUCCCGGUAGCGGCAAGAGACUCUCUGAAGUUCUUCGCACGUUCUAUUUCAUUUUUCUGUUUUAGCGAGUACUAUUAUUCCUUUCGAUAAUUGCUCUUUUUUUUCAGGGAAAACCGGAUUCUGAUCAUAGCAUUUCUGACGAGGAAGAUUUUGACGGAGAUUUGAGAGAAAAUUGUGUUUCUUUGACUGGGAAUACACUGAAAGAGGAAGGAUGGGAACUUCAGUCACGACUGGAUAUCCUUCGAGAAGCAAACAAGUUUCAAAAUCGACGAUGAGCUCGAGAUGCCUGAUUUCCCUAAUGAGGGUACUUUCUUUUUCUCCCCUAGAAAAGGAUCUGCACAUAACUCUAAAGAUGAAGUCGAUUGUGAUGACGAGGAUAAAUAUGCAUCGUUGGAAUAUUCAAUUAUGUCUAGUGACACAAAGUCUGAUAAAGGUAAUAAUCUUCGAGGUUUUGGAAGGGAGAAGCAAGCUGAAGCAUGCACACGGUCCCUGGUGAAUAAAGAGGCUGAGACACUAAUCAAUUUGAAUGAGAACGCACUCUCUUCCCAUUCUGCUUAUUCUAAAGGAAACAAAUCUCAUAAAGGUAUCAGAGGCAAAGCCAAGCCAAAAUUUGCUUUCCAUUUUCAGUCACACAAAGAUGGACUUUAUCAACCUUUUAUUUCUAAAGAUAAAAAUCCUAUCACAUUCAAGGUUGAUGAUGGGCCUGAAAGAUCGGAAACAAUUGAGAAUAAAAAUCUUGAAAAUUUAAGUCCUGUGUUUCAUGAGGAAUUUUUUGGAGAGAAUGUGAACCUGUCAGAGAUUGAGCCUGUGGAAGCUGAAGCUCUUGGCAAUGGCUUUGUUGACCAUUCAAUGGCUGAAAUUUUAGAUGGCCUUCAGGAUAAGAAUAUUCAGCCAAGGGGAAAUUCUAAAUGGUAUAGCAGAACAAAAUCAAGAAGGGGACAGAUAGUCAUGAAGAGAAGUAUGUCUUUAUUGGGAGAUAGAAUCAUUGAUGAUGAAGACCAACCUGAGCUGAUGGCUAGUGGAUCAUCUAGUGAUGACGAGACCAAUCAUCAGAACAUAAACCUUGCUGACCUGGAGAUGAAGAAGCGAACUAUUGCUGAUCGCUUUCAGGAAGCUUUAGCUGCUACCUCUGUGAGUGAUGAAGGGGUCAUUUCCGCAGCAGCUAAACCAUCAGGUAUUGGUUUGUUUGGGAAGUUGCAGCAGGUCAUGCAGACUGAAAAGGAAAGAGAUUCUGAGUUUCUGAAAAAGCUACAGAUGGGAGCAAGCCCAAAUAGUGAACCAUGCUCCAUAUUUGCAAAGAUCCUGUCCAGAUGCUUUGAUGCAAAGCUGAUAGUUUGUCAUUGCACUUUUGGUGAGAAUAUAAAGGAUUCCCAGUCACCAGAGAGCUCCAAAACAUUUGUUGAUAGAGGAAGGAUUAGGACGGUUAUUUUUAGUCCAAGAGUUUGCAGCAAUGUUGACCUUGAUUUAGGGAACUUGAUUUGUAUUUACCCUCCCUGGUAUGUACAUAUCUUUUACAGAGACAACAACUCUGAUUUAUUUCAUUUGCUGAAUCUUAGCCGCUCAGAGAAUGAACUAAAUUUCCCUUACAUAGAAUCUGUUGGAAACUCUACUGCAUAAGUGCUCUAGAUGGAGAUUGCAAUAGCAAUUGAAUUGAUGUGAUUUUUAUGCAUUUUGGGUGUAUGUGCUGUUUAAUCGACAUGGUUUGUCUCCCUUUUAAUCUUUUCUUUUCCUUUGUUUCUUAUUUUAAUAAAUAUUCAUUCCAUUUUCAAUCAAUGAUUUUGAUGGUUGAACUGUUGUGGACAGGAAGGAGGUUCAAGUAAUUGGGAGUGAUGAAUUUGUUAUUUUAACAACAUAUUUCUCCCACGUUUCAGCGUGAUCUGUUCAGGCUCAGGGAGCAGGAGAUGAGUAUCUGUAUUAUUCUCGUGGUAGAAUAACCUGUUUGGUUGCACUUUUGUAUGCAUUCAUGCUCUCCAUCCAACUGACUAGGAGGAGGAAUACAUAUGGUGUUAACCCAAUUUUUUAUCCUCAAUUUUGUUCCUUUAAUUGAUGCAUAAGAUACCUGUGCAAGUUGGCUCUUGAUGUUUAGAAAUCUAUUCAGAUAAAUACCCUUCCCAAA